GUGACGUAUAAUCUAGUGGACGGAACGCUUCUUUAAACAGCAGCAACCGUUCGUCACCCACCUCGGUAGCUUGGUAUACAAAAUAUCCGAACAAAUAAAGCUCUUUAGACGCUUUAGUGUAUAUUAGCAACUGUGUUUUAAACCCACUUCUGUCCUCGAGUUAAUUAUCCGAUUUAAUUUCAUAUUUACGGUGUUGUUGUUACUAUUCAGCUAACAAGCUGGUUAAGUUAGCAUUAGCCUAGCUAGCUAACAUCCCCGACCAUGCGGUCACUAAGCUACUCUCCUAAAGAAGAGGUGGGUAUCACAGUAAAACAAGAAGUAGAGGGUGAGGCCGUUACUGUGAAAGAAGAGGAAGACACGUUCAGAGUGAAAGAGGAGGAGGAUGCAUUUUAUGGAUUGAAAGAGGAAGAGGUGGAAAUGACUGUCACAUCCACAAAAAAGGAGGAAGAAGAGAAGGAACCUGGAUAUCUGGGCCCGGUUUCCCAAACGCAUCUUAAGGUGUCUGAUGGUUCUAACGGUGAAUUGAGAAACCGUUCCAUGAUUAACACUAGAGAGAGACGGGACUAUCGUGGAUCCUCUGGGGAGCCUCAACAACCUCAUGAUGCUGACGAGGCAGAGAAAAGUAUCUCCAGAUCAGAACACCUCAAGAAACACCCGCAGAGACCCUCAUGGAAGAGAACUCACAUCUGCUCUGACUGUGGGAAACAUUUCAAAUUUUCAUAUGAACUUAAAAUACACCAGAGAACACACACAGGAGAGAAAUCUUAUAGCUGUACUCAAUGUGGGAAGAGUUUUUCUCAGUCAACCACCCUGAUAUCACACCAGAGAACACACACAGGAGAGAAACCUUAUAGCUGUGCUCAAUGUGGGAGGAGUUUUUCUCAGUCAACCACCCUUAUAUCACACCAGAGAACACACACAAGAGAGAAAUCUUAUAACUGUGUUCAAUGUGCGAAGAGUUUUUCUACAUCUUGCAAGCUGACUAGACACCAGAGAACACACACAGGAGAGAGACCGUAUAGCUGUACUCAAUGUGGGAAGAGUUUUUCUCAGUCAACCACCCUGAUAGCACACCAGAGAACACACACAGGAGAGAAACCUUAUAGCUGUGCUCAAUGUGGGAAGAGUUUUACUACAUCCAGCAACUGGUAUAGACACCGGAGAACACACACCGGAGAGAAAUUGUAUAGCUGUACUGAAUGUGGGAAGAGUUUUUCUCAGUCAACCACCCUUAUAUCACACCAGAGAUCACACACAGGAGAGAAAUCUUAUAGCUGUGUUCAAUGUGGGAAGAGUUUUGCUACAUCCUACAAGCUGACUAGACAGCAGAGAACACACACAGGAGAGAAAUCGUAUAGCUGUACUCAAUGUGGGAAGAGGUUUUCUCAGUCAACCAGCCUGAUAUCACACCAGAGAACACACACAGGAGAAAAAUCUUGUAGCUGUGCUCAAUGUGGGAAGUGUUUUGUUACAUCUAGCAGUCUGACUAAACACCAGAGAACACACACAGGAGAGAAAUCUUAUAACUGUACUGAAUGUGGGAAGAGUUUUACUCAGUCAACCAGCCUUAUAUCACACCAGAGAAAACACACACAGGAGAGAAAUCUCAUAGCAUUGCUCAAUGUGGGAAGAGUUUUGCUACGUUUAGCAAGCGGACUACACAACAUGUAACACACACAGGAGAGAAUUCUCAGCUGUGAUCAGUGUUUGUCCUUGAUAAAAUACCUCUGAUCAAACAUCAGAAAAUAUAUGAAGGAGUUGUUUCAUGAUAUCAAUUAAUUAAUGUCACAGUGUAGAACGUUUCAACAUUGUAGUAGGAGUAUUUUAGUCAUGUCACGAUGUCGAACCCUAAACGUUUGCCCCUUUUCUAUUGAUUUGAACUUGAUAGGGAUGUUAGCUUCACGGAAAAUUCAGGCUCUGAAUUGAAAGAGUACUAUUUAUGUGAUUUAACAAAAAUUGACGUUGAGUUACACUUACGGUGUU
Messenger RNA from Oncorhynchus keta (chum salmon), 1983 nucleotides. RefSeq names its product zinc finger protein 660-like. The transcript has 2 exons. The record is from RefSeq and is a predicted model, not a curated record. Bases 262 to 1671 code for a protein of 469 amino acids. NCBI's taxonomy places the organism in Eukaryota, Metazoa, Chordata, Actinopteri, Salmoniformes, Salmonidae.